AUGGCGGGGCACCGCCGGCACAACGGCAUCGUCAUCUGCCCCGACGGGGACGAGGACGAGGACGCCUUCGAGAUGGAGGAGGGUGACGAGCAGCCCGACGACGCCCCGCCCUCGCCCCCGCCGUCCCCCGGGCAGCGCGGCCAGGGCCCGCCCCUGAUGCGCCCAUUCACAGAGUUUUCGAUACCGGAGGACCGCCCGUGGCACCGCAAGAACCCGAACUGGGUCGAGCCACCGCGCCGCCGGCGGCCCCUCCAGGCCGAGCACGAGAUCCCCCAGAUCGUCCUCCCCGCGUCCCCCAACGCCCUGCAGUACAACAGGGACGGGUCGACCGUGUCGACCGUGCUGGCUGAGCACGACCUGCCGCCACGCAAGAACGAUGAUGAGGGGGACGAGCUGCCCCCCGAUGCCGAGCCCCCGAGUCCGGACGCGCUGCACGCCGUCUUCACGUCCGAGAUGCGGCUCGCGAGCGUGUUCAGCGUCACGCCCAAGGACGUCAACCAGGCACAGCGCACCGCGCGCACGCUGGGCCUCCACACGGGGUUCAUCCCAAAGCCCACCCCCGCCCCUUCCGACCAGAGGAGAGCGCGAGCGCUCUCCGCCCAGCGAUCGUGGUGGAUGGUCGUCGGGAAGGACGACAGGGCGGUGCAGCAUCUUCUCGAUGCCCACCAGAAGGAGACGCCGGGCAGGUUGGACGAGGAGCCCCGCGUGGGGUACGCCGAGAGACAGGGCUUUCCGGUGUCUUUUCUGCAGCUUGUUAUUGCGAGUGCGAUCGGUGGCUUGAUCGUGUUGUACGGUCUAUCCUCAUUUUAGUAGUUAGUACUAAUCCUGUGGCGGACGUAUUUCAGGUGAGAAUUAGCACUCCUCUGUACAUUACCGUAGCUUACUGUAGAGGCGUGUAUGCUCUAUGACCUAUGCUCCAUUUAUGCUAUCUCUCUUCUCAAUCAUAUGCUAUGCCUGUAUGC
Molecule: messenger RNA, 962 nt
Organism: Gloeophyllum trabeum ATCC 11539
Lineage: Eukaryota; Fungi; Basidiomycota; Agaricomycetes; Gloeophyllales; Gloeophyllaceae
Exons: 1
Coding region: 1-810 (269 amino acids)
Source: RefSeq, a predicted model, not a curated record